CUGCAACUUCCCCAGAAGAAGAGUUUUAUGUACAGAGAACUCACAUUGGGGAUACAUUAGCAUGGCUACAGAGCUCAACAAAGCAAUGAAAGGGAGCCUUUGCCACGACUUGGUGACUGGGCUCGAUGCUGCCGACGUGUGGGAGGUCUAUGGAGGCCUCCUUGUUGGGAAUUUGAUCCCCAAAUUGCUUCCUGAAGUGUUCUCCAAGGUUGAGCUUGUAGAGGGAGAUGGUGGAGUUGGAACAGUCUUGCUUGUCACCUUUCCUCCAGGAACUCCAGGAUCAGAAACUAUGGAAGAAAAGUUCAUCAAGGUCGAUAAUGAAAACUACAUCAAGGAAGCACUAGUAACUAAAGGAGGUUUUCUAGACCAUGGAUUUCAGAAAUACUUGGUACGAAUUAAGAUUAUAGGAAAAGGAGAGAAAACAUCUAUAAUAAGAUCAACAAUUGAAUAUGAAGUUGAUCACGAGCAUGCAAGCAACCCGCCUGUUCCCAGUACCAGUGGUUUAGCUGCUAUUGCUGAGGCCAUCACAAAAUACAUCAAGGAGCAGAAGGCCCUUGAGUAAGCUCCCAAGUACUAAACUACGAAAAGAAAAGAACCAUGUCAUGUAUAGGUUUGAUUGUGAAGAUAGCAUAUAUCAAAGAAUAAAUGGCAUAUGGUAGUGAGCAAGUUGAAAUUGUGAGUGCAACUCAUGCAAUGUAAAAUAAAUGUAAGUUAUGUGACACAAAAUCAAUUAUUGGAGAAAUUUGGACUUCGUGUCAGUGCUGUCAA
Setaria italica (foxtail millet) is the source of this 768-nucleotide messenger RNA. Its product is annotated as S-norcoclaurine synthase. Gene Ontology annotation, cellular component: nucleus; cytoplasm. Gene Ontology annotation, biological process: abscisic acid-activated signaling pathway; defense response. The transcript is spliced from 2 exons. The record is from RefSeq and is a predicted model, not a curated record. NCBI's taxonomy places the organism in Eukaryota, Viridiplantae, Streptophyta, Magnoliopsida, Poales, Poaceae. Gene Ontology annotation, molecular function: abscisic acid binding; signaling receptor activity; protein phosphatase inhibitor activity. Bases 62 to 562 code for a protein of 166 amino acids.